AUGAUUGAUGUCAGUGGAUCAUCAAAGCAGUACAUAAAUGGCUCCAAACAGUUAACAAAAUCUGAAUAUGCAAUUUACCCAUGGGACAAAGUUUACGAUUGGUGUUCUAAUUGCGGUAAUUCUAAUGAUGAUCAUCCAUGGAUCUCAUUUUCUGUAAAAGCCAAGAAAAUCAAAUUCAAUGGAUAUUUUAUCCGUUGUGGUUGCUGCUACUAUGAUCUAUGCUGCUGCGAGGAUGAACAGCGCAGAUGCUUUGAGUGCUGCUUAUAUUCAUGGUCCCUUCAAAUUUCAGAUGAUAAUAAAACAUGGAAAGAAGUUCACAAAAUGAAAGAUGAAGGUAUGAGAAGAUGCAACGAGAAAACCUACAAACUCGAUCAAACGUACGAAGCCAGAUACGUCCGACUUAUUCAGAAUGAAAAUUGCCCAGGAGAACCUCCUUGCAUAGCAAUUAACAAAUUCGAAUUAUACGGAUCACUUGUAGGUGAUGAUGGCAGGUAUGAUGAUGAUAAUUUCGUCUCAUUCCAUGAUGAUGACGAUGAUGUCAGUAUAAUUGGACACAUAUCUAAGAAUGGAAACGUUAAAUUAGAAUAA
Messenger RNA from Trichomonas vaginalis G3, 588 nucleotides. RefSeq lists its product as uncharacterized. Bases 1 to 588 code for a protein of 195 amino acids. The transcript has a single exon. Lineage: Eukaryota; Parabasalia; Trichomonadida; Trichomonadidae. The record is from RefSeq and is a predicted model, not a curated record.